AUGGCUUCCGCUGCUGUUGCUUCGUCAAAAGACAACCCCUGGGAAACCACCGACUUUCCUGAAAGCGGCACAGAUCUCGUUACCAAGAUCCACCGCAAGUCGUAUGAAGCAAUCUCGCCAUCUAGGCCUGAGUUAUCCCAAGCUGGUAACACGAUCCUCGUUGCCGGUGCGUCUACUGGCAUUGGUUUCACUAUUGCUGAAUCCUUUGCUGCCGCUUCAGCACAACGUGUUGUCAUCACCGGCCGUCGUCAAGAUGUCUUGGAUGAAGCUGCUGCUAAGAUAAAGGUCAAAUACCCUAGAGUCGAGGUUGUCCCCAUCAUCAAUGACUUUGCAGACGAGGCGGCUACCCAUGGGCUCUGGACAAAGCUUGCAGGGGAUGGUAUCUUUGUUGACGUUCUGGUUUUGAAUGCUGCUAAGAUGUGGCUGCCGAAUACUCUGCUUGGUCUCGGUUUUGAUACCUUCAAGGGUGGUCUGACAGUCAAUGUCGCUGCACCAUAUCUAUGGACCAGCCUCUUUCACAAGCAGAGAGAAGUAAACCCUGAUCGAAAGCUGGCACUUAUCAGUCUUUCUACAGGUGCUAUCCACGCUACUCAAGUCGCUGUUCCCAUCCCGCUGUAUUCUCUUACCAAAAGCGCCUACACCAUGAUGAUGAACGAAAUUGCCAUGACUGUACCCGCUCAUGAGAUGCAAGUCCUUGCAUUUGACCCAGGCCUCCACUACACCGAAUCCUUUGCACGGUUCGCCGAUGAGAACAGUCUUCAAUGGGACGACAUCAAACUCCCUGGUGAUUUUGCCGUUUGGGCAGCAUCUGAGGAAGCUGAGUUCCUCCAUGGUCGUUUCGUCUGGGCUAAAUGGGAUGUCAACGAACUUAAGAGCGUGCCACUGCGUACCAAGAUUGAACAAAACCCUUCGUUAUUCCGGGUUGGCGUCAAUGGUUUCUAG
Fusarium pseudograminearum CS3096 is the source of this 942-nucleotide messenger RNA. RefSeq lists its product as uncharacterized. Gene Ontology annotation, cellular component: cytosol. Lineage: Eukaryota; Fungi; Ascomycota; Sordariomycetes; Hypocreales; Nectriaceae. Bases 1 to 942 code for a protein of 313 amino acids. The transcript is spliced from 3 exons. The record is from RefSeq and is a predicted model, not a curated record. Gene Ontology annotation, molecular function: oxidoreductase activity.